Molecule: messenger RNA, 907 nt
Organism: Gastrolobium bilobum
Lineage: Eukaryota; Viridiplantae; Streptophyta; Magnoliopsida; Fabales; Fabaceae
Product: dehydration-responsive element-binding protein 1C-like
Exons: 1
Coding region: 141-800 (219 amino acids)
Biological process (GO): regulation of DNA-templated transcription
Molecular function (GO): DNA binding; DNA-binding transcription factor activity
Source: RefSeq, a predicted model, not a curated record
ACACACCACAUCACAACACAGAAAAAGAAACAGUUACAACGACAGUUAGUAACGAGUAACGACUACCAACUAACCCUUUUCCACACACUGUUCCAUUUCACUGCAGCAACAUCAAAGAACAAAACUUUUCACUCAUUGACAUGAUUCCCUUUAAUCAUUUUUCCGAUAACUCUGAGAUUUCAUCAUCGUCGCCGGUGUCGGUCGGUUCUCGAAAGGCGCUGUCCGACGAGGAGGUGUUCCUGGCGGCGAGCCACCCGAAGAAGCGCGCAGGGAGGAAGAAGUUCAGGGAGACACGGCAUCCGGUGUACCGGGGAGUGAGGAAGAGGAACUCCGGCAAGUGGGUGUGCGAGGUGAGGGAGCCCAACAAGAAGACCAGGAUUUGGCUGGGGACCUUCCCCACGGCGGAAAUGGCGGCGCGUGCACACGACGUGGCGGCGAUUGCGCUCAGGGGGAGGUCAGCCUGCCUCAACUUCGCGGACUCCGCGUGGCGAUUGCCGGUACCGGCGACGUCGGAGGCUAGAGAUAUCCAGAAAGCGGCGGCAGAAGCGGCGGAGGUGUUCCGGCCGGGGACUGUGUUGGAGACAGAUGAGGGGAGGAAGGAUAGUGAGUCUGCAGUGGCGGUGGCGGUUGCGGAGGAGGCGACGGUGAUGACGGAGGAACAAGGAGAAGGAGAAGAUGUGCCGGAGUAUCUGAGGAACAUGGUGCUCCUGUCACCAACACAUUAUUGGGAGAGUGAAUAUGGCACUGCCGACGUGGAAUUUGAAGAUGCUGAAGUUUCAUUGUGGAGUUAUUCAAUUUAAUUUGAAUUUUUUAUAACUAUCUUCGGUAAUGAAGAGGUUUUGGUAGGAUUUGCAAAAUAGUGUCCGUACAAACGAUUUUUAAACCAGUACGGAUACUGAUUAUAGAU